Molecule: messenger RNA, 821 nt
Organism: Sturnus vulgaris (Common starling)
Lineage: Eukaryota; Metazoa; Chordata; Aves; Passeriformes; Sturnidae
Source: RefSeq, a predicted model, not a curated record
GCAUUACCACCGGGAUGAGCGCGGCCGAGGGCCGGCCCCGGUGCCGGUGGGGCGGCGGCGGCGAGGCGGUGCUCCGUGCCCGUGCUGAGGCCGCCGGUUACCGGAGGCUGCUGCGAGCCCGAGCCGCCGAGGUGGAGGCGUUGCGGGGGGCGGUGGGCGCGUUACACCGGCAGCUGGAAGGGCUGCGGGACCGGCGGAGCGGGGAGCUGGCCAAGUACCAGGAGCGGGUGGCGGAGCUGGAGCGGGAGAUCGGGGCGGCGGAGGCGGAGAUGGCCCGGUGCCUGCGGGAGUACCCGGCCCUGCUGCGGCUGCGGAUGGCGCUGGAGGCGGAGAUCGCCGCGUACCGGUACGCGAGGGGGGCGCGGGGGGCACAGGGGGCGAGGGGCUUAGCCCGGCCCUUCUUUUUCAGGGAGAUGCUGGAGAGCGAGGAGCUGCGCCUGGGCGGCCUGGCCCCGCCUUGACUGGACCCCCGGAGCCCCGGUACCACCACCGGAUCCCGGUCCUGCCGUUACCACUGGACCCUCGGUCCCAGGACUGGAUCUUCAGCCCCAUAACCGGACCUCGGUUCCUCCGCCGGACCCCAAACCCCCGACUCCGCGCCCACGGUUCCCUGGGAACCUCUGGAGCUCUCUGGACUCACGGAGCCCCGGUCCUUCUGCCCCCGACCCGUUCCACGGGUCCCCCGGACUUCUGCGUGCCCGCCUGCCCCGGGACCCCCGGGAGGGCAGCGCCCGUGGGGACGCACACUCACCAGCCUCUCCGGGGUGGGGGUCCCGGCCCAGACCCGUGUGGAAGCACCUCAAUAAAGCCCCGUGGCAUCA